Messenger RNA from Girardinichthys multiradiatus, 2411 nucleotides. RefSeq names its product hepatocyte nuclear factor 3-beta-like. The record is from RefSeq and is a predicted model, not a curated record. NCBI's taxonomy places the organism in Eukaryota, Metazoa, Chordata, Actinopteri, Cyprinodontiformes, Goodeidae. The transcript is spliced from 2 exons. Bases 93 to 1067 code for a protein of 324 amino acids. Gene Ontology annotation, biological process: anatomical structure morphogenesis; regulation of transcription by RNA polymerase II; cell differentiation. Gene Ontology annotation, molecular function: RNA polymerase II cis-regulatory region sequence-specific DNA binding; DNA-binding transcription factor activity, RNA polymerase II-specific.
UCCGCUCAGACAGCAGAGACCCUCCCUUCGGUCAGGUGGGUGGCCCGGUUCCGAUCACUUCAUGUGCGCGUGAGUCGGUUCGGAUUCAACUCAUGCGGAGCGCGGUUAGGAUGGACGGACACGAGCAUUUGGACCGGAGCAGCGGCUUCUUCUACAGAGAGAUCGAGGGCUCUUCUGCAGCGACCAACAGCAGCUACAUGAACGCGCAUGGGAUCACCGGCACCUGCUACAUGAACGCGGAUUACGUGAACCCGGUUGGGGUCACCAACCCCUCGGUUUCGGGCCAGAGUUCUUUACUGGUAGCGGCGGGUAUGGCCAGCAUGAAUCCGCCGCUGCAGAGUGCCGGCCCGGUUCUGAGUCCGGGGUUUGGACCGAUCUGCAGCGGCCCCACCUCAAGACGCGCCUCCACCUACGCCAAGCCACCGUACUCGUACAUCUCCCUGAUCAGCAUGGCCAUCCAGCAGUCCGGAACCAAGAUGCUGACCCUGAACCAGAUCUACCAAUGGAUAAUGGACCUGUUCCCGUUCUACCGGCAGAACCAGCAGCGCUGGCAGAACUCCGUCCGACACUCUCUUUCCUUCAACGACUGCUUCAUCAAGGUGACCCGGUCCAAGGACUGGCCUGGAAAGGGCUCCUUCUGGGCCCUGCACCCGGACUCUGGAGACAUGUUCCAGAACGGUUGCUUCCUGCGGAGACAGAAGCGCUUCAGGUCCGGAACCAAGGCCUGUACCGAUGCCCAAAGGUCGGGUUCCGGCUUCUCUUCUUCUCCUCAGUCAAAGCAAGUCCACCUAAACCCACGUCGGACGGAGGUGGUGCCGCUCCAACAUUAUCAUCACCAACAGGCCGCGCACCAGAACCUGGAGCCGAACCACCCCCACUGCUCCUUCAGCCGCAGGUUCUCGAUCAGCAGCCUGAUGUUCGAGCAACAGAACCAAACACCAUACCUGCCGGUUACGUACGGAGGGGACUCAGUGUCCUCAGCGAACAGAACCAUCCCGGAUCCUUCUCACACUGACCCCUUUUAUCACCCCCUGCAGAACUACAGCAGAACCAUAAUGGACUGCUGAAAUAUAUCCGGUUCUGAUUGUGAAGGAAAACACUGGACCAGCAGGGCCGGGCGUGGGAUAUUCUUUUAACAGCAGCAUCCAAGUAGUGGUUCUCCAUCAGCACGGGUUCUGGCAGAAUUCUGGUUCCUAAUCAGCUUGAGUCUGCGUCAACAGUACCCUGUUGCACACCAAGGCCCAGUGUUAACAGAUAACCACUGGUUCCGGAGAGUUCGGUUAGAUUUUCACAGUAACUCUCAAAAAAAUAAAAAAAGUAAUGGUUCUGACAACAGGGACCAACGUUUCAGAACCAACUGCAAGAACGUCUCACUGCUGUGACGUCAGCACGUCGGAUUUAAAGUUUCGUUUAACGGACAGAAAAUAAAAAAUAUAUUUUCAGGAUUUCUUUCCAAAAUUCGUUUUCAUUCAUUCGCUUUGAAACGAUCACAGGUUCUACUGGGCCAGGUGAAAACAGGAAGGAGGUCCAAAGGGAAGCCAACACGGAGAGAGAUGAUCAAACCAAAGCAAAGUUCUGGUGUUGGAGGAGGUGCAGACUGCAGGUGGAGAUCUGAGCUGAAGGAGCUGCAGCUGGAAAACUGCAACAUCAGGAGGACGAGCAGUGAACCCGACCAGAUGGAGGAGCAUCGGAUCUGAGACUGUUCCUGAUUCAGCUCUGCAGCGCAAACAGGAACAUCUUCACCUACAUCAUCAUCAGAGAUCAGCUGCAGGACUCAGUUAUCCUGAGGAACCAGAACGUCCAGAACAUUCCACACUAGAGGAAGUGGAUCAGCUGCAGGGUGCAGUUAUCUAGAGAAACAGGAACAGAAAGCUAAUGCUUAGAACAGUCUGGAGGAGGACUCCUCCGUGAUCCGGCUGGACAACUGGACCCAUCUGCUCACAGAAGACCUGUUCAUCUGAGAUGAGAUCAUGUCCAAAGAUCUCAGCAAUGUUCAGACAUGGGUUCCUACAGGUUUAUUUUUCUGCACAACACUAGCUGACGAUGCAGAUGAGGAUGUCUUUCCAAGGCUCUCCUGAGUCCAGGAGGAAGUCGUGAUCACGAAGGUCUUUCCACAGAAGAUCACCCCGAGGCUGGUGGUUCCUGACCUGUGAACUCUGAUGUUUCCUCAGAUUGUUGGGGUAUUCUCUCUUCACGAUGAAAUAUUCUUCCAUGAUCCAUCCUCAGUAUGAAGCACUGAACCUUUUAUGGAUUCUCCUCACCUGUCAUUAUGAACCCUGCCAAUAGUAGAAGCUUCCAGAUCUGUGUAGGUUCUUCAGUGUUUAAUAGGAACCAUGUGUUCCAACAUCAGAAGGUAGAUUCUGAUUUUAUGUUUUGAUGCUAAAAAUCAUCAUAUUAAAGUUUUUGUUGCU